GUCAAAGACAUCUCUGUCAUUGAUGUAUUGUCUCUUUUUGGUGUUAAGACACGUUGUGUUGCUAAUAAUAGAAAGCAUCAGAUAGGAGAGUCUUUAGUUAAAAAAAGAUGGCGCCCAAAGCAGCCAAGAUAGAAUAAGACGAGCUAAUCCCUAAAGUUUAGGAAUGCCUUUGGUUUAUAGGAAUCUGCAGGAAAUAAAAAACGAAGACCAAAUGGAUUAAUCCUUUCAAUUUUGUUCAACUUUUUUUCCUUUUUACCCUCAAAAUUUUGAAAGGAUUAAUCCUUUUUGUGUGUUUGUUUGUUUUAUGGAUUUCUCAUUGUUCUAAUAUCAAGGAUAGAUUUUACAGUUCCCUGUAUUAGAGGUUCGUUGCCUUUGUUGAGAUCAUAUCUUUCAUGAGUUCAUCAUUAUAUUUCUGUUGUUUGUUCCUUGAACCUAUUGACCAUUUUCUUUACAGUUGGAAAAAUUAUAAACUUUCAAUUUGGUUUAUAAACAGAGAAGAAUCGUGAAGAGAAGAUUAGUAACGGAGGGAGCCAUUGCGGGUAAAGUAUAAGGUCUGAAGAGCUAGGGUUCAUUGCAAAUUUACAUGGAUAUUCGUAGCUAUGGACAGGAAUCACAAGAAAGGAAAAAAUAGAAAGUCUUAUCAUCUAAAGAAGCAUAAAAAGUCAGAUAAUAGUAGUAGUUUUGAUCCAAGACCAACAAACAAAGAAAGGAAUGACGAGAAGCCGGUUUUGUUCCAAUUGGGGAGCAUUGCUAGUUACGUGGUCAGUGAUGUUCGUCUCGAGCCAGAUCCAGAGAUCACAUCCAGGAGAUCUGCAUCUCUUUCAUUGUCUCCAACCUCUUCAGGGGAUACGCUCGAGACCAAUGCAAAAGAAAGGAAAUCCAGCUUAUCUUUCGAUAGUAGCGUACACAAUAAGGAGCUCUUAAGCCUUUCUUCUAAAUUAUGCGAGUUACAAGGUUCAUCGGACACACUAGGUUCACAAGUGUCUGGUGUAACUCAUGCUUCAGUGGAGCCUACGCUUUUGUCUCCUUCUGUUCAAAUGAUGGAUAGAGAAGGAUCUGACCAUGCUCAGAGAAACUCGUCACCUACUUUGGAGAAGAAUUUGAGCACACUUUCAAAUGAUUCUCUGUUUAGUCUCAGCAUAGGUGAUAACACGAUAGGGAGAGAUGAGUUGUUUAGUUACCGUGAUUUCAAGUCUGGGGAGAUUACAAAAUCGGGAGAGCUGUUAUCGUUCUGCCCUACUGUUCAUAUUCCGGCUUAUUCUUCUGAUCUAGGCAAGAGCUUUGAUAUGGAGGAUAAAGCGAGUGGAGAAUCUGAGGAUAAGUCUUCAAACUCGGAUGUAUCAUGGAGGAACAUUGGAGACUGCAAUAACUCAGACGAAGCACCAAGCAGCACACAAUCGUUUUCACAUCCAAUAACUAAAAAGAACAAGACGAAAAAGAAGGCAACAAAGAAGAAGGCGACACAGCAGCAACAACAGCCGAAGCAGAAGAAGAGAUGUUCUUGGUUAUGUUGCACGAACACUGGACCGUGCUUCUCCUGUUGCAGAUGGCCAAGUUGUGAUUACAGCCUCUCUUGCUGCAAACGGCGAAAAUGUUGCUCGUGCUUCUCCUGGUGCGGAUGGCCAAGUUGUGACUACAGUUCUUCUUGUGGCUGGCUCUUCUGCUGCCAUUGGAGCUGUUGGAGUUGCUGUUGUUGUUCCAGUUCUUCGAAGAAGGUAGUUGAUGAUGAGAUGACGACUAGAGGGAGUGAAGUGUCCAAAAAAUCUCAUAAAUGGUUUUGUUGCUUUCCUUGUUGCUCUUCUUCCUCUUCGCAACAUUAGAUUAGAUUCUUUACUCAACUCUCUGUUUUUAGCUAAAAGGAUUAUAAAAAAAAAUUAGAUUUUACAAAAUGUAAAUGUUUCUUGCUUUAUAGUUUUCAAGUGAUCACUAGAUGAGGUUUGAGAACAGUAUUACGCAACAUAAGGUUUAACAA
Messenger RNA from Camelina sativa (false flax), 1972 nucleotides. RefSeq lists its product as uncharacterized. NCBI's taxonomy places the organism in Eukaryota, Viridiplantae, Streptophyta, Magnoliopsida, Brassicales, Brassicaceae. The record is from RefSeq and is a predicted model, not a curated record.